GUGACUCAGUCGAUUCUGAGAAGUUAAGCCUGGCAGACCUUGACAGGGACAAUAAGGAUUAGUCAACCGUAAUCAUGACUCAGUUAUUUUGCUUACUGCCCAUGAGAAUGGUGUUGUUAUUUCAAAGGGCCUGAGCGAUGGCUAGGAAUCACGUUUUGUUGUUGGGGCUUUUUUUAAAGCUGGUUUUUCUUAUUCACUCGAGUGAACAGUUUGAAGAUCCUUUACAGCAGCAUAUUUUAAGUAAUGAGGAUGGUAACCAUGAAUUGAGUGCAUUGGAAUUUCAAAAAAUCUUAUUUGAAUAUGAUAAGGAUGGAGAUGGAGAACUGUCAGGACAGGAAAUGUCAAAAUACAUUGAGGAUACUUUGGCAACCUUAAAACCAGAAACUGGUGGAAGAGAUUCCAAAGAAAAGCUACAGAGAGGUUCAGUUGGUAAUAGGGGUUCAAAGCAGAAAUCUUCAAAAACAGCACAGACAUGGAGUGUGAAACAGAUUGUUGGGGGUCUGGUAGUAGUCUUUUUUGUGACUGCAGUCUGUGUUGCAUUACUACAAAGGAGGGACCAAACACCUAGCCAGACAGCAGUUGAGGUUGCUGAUGUUCGAGCUGCGCGUUUGCGGAAGCUAGCUGGUGAACAAUCUGACACCAAAACAGAAAACUCACCUCCAGCUUGUGUGAAAGAAACUUCUGCUUUAAACAGACAACCUUCAAUAGAUUCAAACAAGAAGGGCCUUCGAAAAAGAAUUGAAAAUAGUGAGAUAACUGCUACAAACACUGGAGAGGGGAGAGUUCCUGGAACUAACAAACCGAGAGAUGGGUUAAGACUUCUAAGCUCAAAUGCUGUGAGUUCAGAGCCCUCCUCACUUAAUACAGGGAGGUCACUUUCCUCCAUUGAAGUGGAGCCUUCAGUAGUCAGAGCAUUAACGUCAGAGCAUAGUCCAGUAUCCAUCACUGGUUGUAGUCAAGAAGGUACAGCUGAUAGAUUUCAAGUAAAAGACAUAACAGAAGUCAAGAAAGAAAUUUCAACGUCAUUGUCGAAGAGGCCGACAGCACCCAAGCAAGAAAAGAUACAGGACCUGCCAUAUCAAGAUGUUGCAAAGAAAGUGUUGAUGCAAGUUCUGGAGUGUUCUUUUGAAAAUCAAAGUUCCAAAAAGGAUCCACAUAUUCCACAAGUCAAGACUGACACAGACAGAGGUUUGGCAGUUUUGCAAGUUGAAGCAUCUGAACUGCCUGUCAGCUGUGAUGACUCAGGCAAGAAAAUAGAAAAACUUCUCGCUAAAAGGAUUUAUCGGGAAAUGGACCCAAUGAAGUUUGCCAUUCAGUGCUUUGAUCGCUGCUCUCAGCUGCCUGCAAAGAACUUCAAAUUGAUUCAAGAUGGAGAAAAGAUUUGGAAGGAAGUGGCUUCAGCUGUUAUGGAGCCCUGUGUAAAUACUGUUUUGAAGCAUCUUGUCCAUGCUGCUGCAAGUCCUACAGCGGUUGAAGAUGACUUGUGGGCAGAUUUUGUCCAAUCAGGCCAAUCAGAGGGUCCAUCCCAGUAUUUCCUGUCGAGUCUUGGAGGCUGGUCAAGCGAUGGAGUGACAGUUUCUGUAGAACUUCUCAACAGACUGCUGGAAAAAGGCAAAGAGGACCCAGAAGUGAAAGAGACAUUUGUUGAAAUGAUAACAGUCGGAGGGAAGCAAGUCGAAAGAGUGAAAAGGAUAAAUGAGAUCACACUGGAGUGCAAAUGUAUUUUCAGAGGAUUGGAAACCCUCCUUUCUUUGCCUGUUAUGGGUGACUUCCUGGCUGAAGCUCUUGAGAGAGAGCUGGACACUGGAAUAAACGAGCUGGGUGUCUUCUUCCAACACAAAUCGCUGUUCUCGUCCUUCUUGGCAACCUCUACAAUGGAUAUUAAAAUAGACAAGAAGUCGCGUUCCUCCAUUUGUUUUGUCGAGCUGCCUCACUUCCCGCAGGCCUUCCGUAGCGACGUUGAUCAACUUCAAUCUCAAAUCAUGGAUGGCAUUCAUUCUUGCCAGAAUGUUGUUUACAAGGCUCUUGUGAAGCUGCUGAAAACUGAUAAUCGAGACAGCGCAAUAGCAUGGCUGGCCGGGGUUGUCUCACUCAAUGAUCUGAGACUGUCAGCAAACUUGCCUAGAGAUAACUUGAUGAAGGCAACAGUGGCCAACGAUGGUUUUAUGGUGAAUCUUUGCUCAGUGGCUCUUCAGAUGUGUGAUUCGUUCCUCCUGACCAAAGGGAAAGAUAAAUACAAACAAAUUGAAGCACUUUACUGCACCUCCAAAGCUUGCCGUUUAAGAUUCACGAACGAGCGAACGCUGGCCGGUGGACACAUUGGAACAGAGAAUGAGGACAGAACGGAUCUCCGUAGUGUGCUUUUGCCCUCAGGAGACCUUAAGGGUCAGUUCAAACUGAUAACAGAGAUGUUUCACAUCACGCACCGCGCGCUUCAUAUCGGACUCACCACUACCAUUCAACACUACAACAGAAUCAUGAGACAGUACACGAUGUUAUCUGAAAUGAAGGAGGGCAGCUCUUUUGAAGCGGAAACGAAAAAAAUGCUUGUGUUAUUCGUACUUCAAUGGAAUACUUGUCUGGAGGACGACCACUUCAUGAGGCUGUGUUCAGAGUUUUAUAUCACAAGCGCCGCCUGGCUUCUUCAUCUUCUUGACAGCUGUGCUUCUGAGUAUCAGGGUUUGUCUGAAAACGAAAUCAGAGUCAGGCAGCGAGAGAUACUUGUGAAUAUUCCCGAGUUCUACGUCAAAGACAUGUGCUCCUGGUUUAGUUUCGUCGCCGCACAUAAACCUGGCGCUCUUAGGGGGUUGGACAUCUGCAUUUUCGUUGACUGCUGUUGUGCUCUUAUGGAACGGAGAGACAUCAUGCCCGGACCAGUGGCAGCCACGAGAACUGUGACAGCUUUGUUGUCAUUUGCUGAAAUAUGCCAGAGAUCUAAAGGGAAGAACAAACUGUUGGAGACAACUACGUGGGGAAGCGGUAUCGAAGGUGACAUGGUGGCCUGCGUUGCUAUGUGCCCAGCGGUGAGAGAAAAACUCGGUCCAGCUCUUAUUCAUACUUACUCUUCGGUUGACAUCGUGGAGGGCCUGGACGUGGACAAAGAAGAGUUUGACAAAUUUUCUGCCAGGUUUGAAAUUGUCAAGUUAUUAGAAAAGCUAUGGAAGAGACCCGACUGUUUACCUUCGAUUUUACAAGAAUGUGGAACGGAAAGUUUUCAGUCAUUCUUAGGUGCUGUGUUUGACACUCUUCUUUACGUUUUGAAAGAUGGCUUGCUCCGCCUAACAAAUGUUAGGAAACUUCAGUGUGCCAAGCAGUGUGAUGAAAAGUGGAAGGAGUUAAGUGUAGAUCAGCGACAGGAGAAGGAACAUUUUUUGAAAAGCGAAGAGCACGUUUCGAAAUCCUGUAUGCAAAUGGCGAAUGCAACCUUAGCUUUUCUGGAGAAGAUCACAGAAGAAGAGAAAGUGGCUCGCUGCUUCUCCCGUUCUCCAUUAUCACUCAGGGCUGCAGCAGCGAUAAUUGGAUUUUUGGACUCAUUGUGCGGCCGCAAGUGUAUGGAUUUGAAAGUCGAAAACAUGGAUAGGUACUCGUUCGACCCUCGUGACUUACUGGUUAAGAUUUUGACGGUGUUAGUGCGCAUGUCAAAUGCUAGUGAGGAGAGGGAAUUUGUGAAAUGCCUUGCUGCUAACCCAGACUACAGCGGGCUCAGCGUCGAGCGAGCUUUACGUGUUGUUCAGCGCGAGAAUCUCGCUCCAGACUUCGUGGUCGAAGACUUGAGACGAAUUGUACAAGAGGUGAGCUCAUUGUUGGCACGAGAAGAUGAAAAUUUCUCUGUGUGGGAGAUCGAAACAAACACAGACGAGAAUGGACUAGAAGAACCACCCGAGGGGGGUGGGAAUGGACCUUGUGCACCGGAUCCUUGUGACCCAAAACAGGCUGAUCAAGCCUAUAUCGAAACACUUGAAUCAAUCAAGUUUGAAGCAGCCGAGCUGGUGGAUUGUCAUGCCUUCCGGUCCUGUGCUAGUCAGCCCAUGUGUCCCAGGUCUGGUAAAGUGCGGGCUCUUAUGCGUGAAGCAACUCAACUGAAAAACAACUUGCCGAUCCAUCCAAAUUCUUCUAUACUUGUCAGGCAGGAUGAGAACCGUAUGGAUUUUGUCCGUGCUCUUAUCACCGGCACGGUAGAUACGCCUUACAGUCGAGGCUGCUUUGUGUUCGAUAUCUACUUUCCGUCUUCAUAUCCAGUUGACCCACCUUUGGUGAAAAUCAUCACAACUGGUAAUGGUACAGUCAGGUUUAACCCGAAUCUCUACGCAGAUGGAAAGGUUUGUUUAAGUUUGUUGGGAACUUGGCAUGGUGGAGAUGCAAGUGAGAAGUGGGAUCCAAAGAAGUCUUCUCUUUACCAGGUUUUGUUGUCAAUUCAAGGCAUGAUGUUUACUCCUGAUCCGUGUUUUAAUGAACCUGGUUACGAAGGUAUCAAAGGAACCGACGAGGGAGACGCUCUGUGUAAAGAGUACAAUGCAAAAAUCAAACUUCACACAAUACGUCAUGCCAUGGUUGGGCAGCUACGUGAACCAGCACCUGGGUUUGAAGAAGCCAUUCGUACUCACUUCCGUCUUCAGAAAGAGGCUGUUUUGAGGCAGUGUGCUGAUUGGCUCACGCAAUGUGCUGAUGCUGAGGAAGAGAGACGCAUGCGCAAGGCCGUGGAUACGUUAAAAAGCGAACUCGAUAAGCUGUAGAGAAAAGGAGAGGGGAAGAAAAGUGAAUCCAAAUGCUGACCGUGUGAAUCUCUCGGCUUCGCAAGAUACAUAAAACCACGUUUGGUUUAGUUCUUUUUCGGAAAGGAGAACGAACGCGUAACACCUCACAAGUUACCUACUUUUCCAGUGCAGCAUAUUUUAGCUUUAAAUUGUGACUUCCAUGCAAUUUAUUUAUUGUGAUGUCUGAUGUCAAGCGCGGCUAAGGUCGGGUAUCCAUCUCAUUCCCACAAAGAGAGAGAAAGGGUGGAAUAAUAUCCCUUUUUGCUUAAAUUAUUUGAAAUCAGGAACAAAAAUCUGUACUGUCUUUCUGCUUUGUUUGCCUUUAGCUUUGACCGAGGUGUGACCACAUUGUUGUGGCAAGUGAUGAAAAAUAUUUCACUCUAAAAGCGUAGUUAAAAUGGGAUUGUAUUUUAAGGGUAAAAGGUUAUAUUCAUAGUAGAAAUUGAAUAAUUGGCAAUAAAAUACUUUUAGCGGGAAUGAAUUGUUUUCUUGUGUCACUGUAAAUCCUGAGAGGGACGUAUAACAGUCGUUUUAAGUUUGUAAGGAGGAGACGUGAAAGGUAUCGAGAGAUUCUUCAGUGCAUAACUGCAAACAUUAAUUGAAGCUUAAAGCAACCAUGAGAAAUGCCUCCACAGUGGUAUCAUGUUUGCAAAAAUCGUUCUGCCUUGUUUUCCUUUAGCUUUGACCGAGGUGUGACCACAUUGUUGUGGCAAUUGAUGAAAAAUAUUUCACUCUAAAAGCGCAGUUAAAAUGAGAUUGUAUUUUAAGGGUAAAAGGUUAUAUUCAUAAAAGAAAUCGAUUAAUUAACAAUAAAAUAAUUUUAGCGGGAAUAAAUUGUUUUCUUGUGUCACUGUAAAUCCUGAGAGGGUCGUGUAACAGCCGUUUUAAGAUUGUAAGGAGGAGACGUGAAAGGUAACGAGAGA
Molecule: messenger RNA, 5677 nt
Organism: Pocillopora verrucosa
Lineage: Eukaryota; Metazoa; Cnidaria; Anthozoa; Scleractinia; Pocilloporidae
Product: ubiquitin conjugation factor E4 B
Biological process (GO): ubiquitin-dependent protein catabolic process; protein ubiquitination
Cellular component (GO): ubiquitin ligase complex
Molecular function (GO): calcium ion binding; ubiquitin-ubiquitin ligase activity
Source: RefSeq, a predicted model, not a curated record